CUUCCAACUUAAUACACCAUAGCAAUAUAUGGAACCCCCCACCACUCUGCAUGCAGCCAGCCGCCAUUUGCAAUCACGCCAACCACUGAAGUUCCCAGAAACUCCGCGAUAUCGUUUUCUUUUUCAAAACUAAUUCUCGUUUUCUAUGCCACAAUUUCAUCCUUCCUUCUUUUUUCUCUCUAAGAUUUUCUUUUCCUCUUCCGAUUUUCCCGGAUUCCUCUUCUUAACUUUUCCACCUGCCAUUUCCUCGACGAGAAAAAUUCGAGAAACCGCAUAAUACAGCGUUCGAAUAGGUCGUUUUUUCUCCUUUCUAUAGUUUUAAUCUGCUUCAUCUCCUUCCAGUUUGAGGGUUUUCUGUAAAAAGUAUUUACAAGAUUAAAGAUGAAAUUCGGCGAGACGUUCAUGGAGUAUUUGCACGGUGAUCGAGAAUGGUUCUUGGAUAAAUGUUCGCAUGUUGAGUAUAAGCGGUUGAAGAAGGUUCUUAAGAGCUGUCGUACUUGCAGGCUCAAUGAUUCCUGCAGUAAUGAAUGUGAAUGUAAAUCUUGCCCUGUAUGCGAUCAGUUGUUCUUUUCGGAGUUGAUGAGGGAAGCCUCGGAUAUUGCUGGAUGUUUCAACACAAGAGUUAGACAUCUUCUUCAUCUUCAUGUUGCAGGAGGAAUUGAGAGAUACAUGUCACGAUUGGUUCAUUGCUUCAAAACCGAUCAAACCACCUUGAUACAAGAAGGUCGAAUGCUGAUUGAAUAUGUUACAAUGAAUGCUAUUGCUAUCAGAAAGAUUCUCAAGAAGUAUGAUAAGGUACAUAGCUCUGUAAAUGGAAAAAACUUUAAGUUGAGAAUGCGAGCUGAACAUAUGGAGCUUUUGCAAUCCCCUUGGCUUAUAGAAUUGGGUGCUUUUUGUUUGAAUUUUAAAGGAUCCAAGGAUGGAGAUUAUCCUUCAGGAUUCUCCACUCACUUUUCCUUUAAUGUGGAUGCGGCACCGACAAUGACGUUGAUGCUUCCAGAUUCUAUAAAGUUGGAAUAUGAUCUUACUUGCCCUAUAUGCUUGGAAACAUUAUUUGAUCCAUAUGCUUUGGGUUGUGGACAUCUCUUUUGCAAAUCAUGUGUUUGUUUAGCAGCUUCAGUGAUGAUUUGCGAUGGACCAAAGGCUGCCAGCCCGGAAUCUAAAUGCCCAGUUUGUAGAGAGACCGGAGAGUAUCCUAAAGCAUUGCACAUGGUUGAACUGGAUAUGCUAUUGAAAAGAAGGUGUAAAGAUUACUGGAAGGAGAGGCUAGUGGAAGAACGUGCUAGAGUGUUGAAACAAACCAAAGAUUUCUGGGAUUCUCAGACUAGAUACGUGGUUGGGUACUAAAAAUUUACCCUACAGAAAACCCAUCUUAUAAUCACUUUCAUUUUUAACAUAACAGCUUCUACGUUUGUCCUCAGAGGAGUUGGUGGCAGCUGUAGCCUAUUUUACGCAAACACAAGAAAAAACAGGCUUUGUUUUUUUUCUUUUUGAAUUUUGUCAUUUUCCUUAUCCACACACAGGUUCAGAUUCGAAGAAGAAUUUGUUUGACAUGAAUUUUGGAUUGAUAGCGAAAGAAAAGUAAGAAAAAUAAAAAUAAAACACCUUCUAGUCGUGCCUAAAAGUGUAAUGAUUACACGUGACAUUAAGUAGUGGGCUUGUUUGGUGGUAUUUGUGUGAGGAUAAAGAAUUCUUGUUUUCAUAUUUCCUUAGUUUAUAUUAAUUAAUAAAAUGACUUGUGAUAUUGGUAGGUGGCU
Cucumis sativus (cucumber) is the source of this 1757-nucleotide messenger RNA. Its product is annotated as probable E3 ubiquitin-protein ligase BAH1-like. NCBI's taxonomy places the organism in Eukaryota, Viridiplantae, Streptophyta, Magnoliopsida, Cucurbitales, Cucurbitaceae. The transcript has 7 exons. The coding region runs from base 382 to 1347 and encodes 321 amino acids. The record is from RefSeq and is a predicted model, not a curated record.